AUGGUUACAAAAUAUGAUAAGUCAAAACGUGCUCAAUUUGAAUAUACUUCAGAGAAUCCAUGUAUGGUUUCUGAUAAUAAAUCAUUACGUUUAGGAUCUGUGAUUUUAUUAAAAGAUGAAAAAGUAGAUGGAUUAGAAGUAAUUAAUGUUGGAAAAUAUGGUUUAUUUGGAGAUGAUGGAACUGAUAUAAUUUGUAACUGGAAUGGUUAUCCAUUAUUGGUACAAUGUAAAUUUCGUAGUAUAUGUGAUAAUUGUGUUAGUAAAAAAAAUUAUUGUACUCAUAGUUAUUGGAAAACCGAUAUGAUAAAUGAUAUUAAAAAAUUAGAUAAAAAAUUAUCUGAAUAUAAAACACAAAAGAUGGAAUGGUCUAUAAGUCUUGAUAAUAAAAAACUUAUAGAAUUACAAUCAGCAUAUAGACAUUUAGAACAAAUAGUAGAUGAUAAAGUAGAAAAAGUAACUAAAAAAUUUUUUGAAAAUACAAAAAAAAUACUUUAUUAUAUUAGACAAGCAUAUUAUAUCAAUAGUUUAGAUGACAUUUGUAAUAGUUUAGAUAAUUUAAAAAUAGUAUAA
Cetraspora pellucida is the source of this 570-nucleotide messenger RNA. NCBI's taxonomy places the organism in Eukaryota, Fungi, Glomeromycota, Glomeromycetes, Diversisporales, Gigasporaceae. The record is from the annotation of a GenBank genome assembly.